AUGGCGGGAGGACGCGCGCCCCGCACUUCCCGGUGCCCGGGCAAGUCUCCGUGCUCCCGGGAUCUGCGGCUCGGCUCGCCUGCUUCUGUCCUGGUCGCUGCCUUUCGGGGCCUCCAUGUGACCAAGGAGCACACACGCGGGGGCGCUGCGCCGGAGCCCGGCGGGACAGAAAUGAGUCUGCGGGUGUCCGCUGAAGGCCGACCUCAACCUCGGAAGGUCCCCCGGGGGCUGGAGGCAGAGGAGCAAAGACAGCUCCCUGAAGAAGUGAUUGUAGCCGUUGUGCAGGAGACAAACGUGGGCUCGGAACCAACCUCGGGGUGGCGAACGUUAAAGAGCCUCGGGUCGCCUGGACGCCUCCAGCCGCGCGCCUCCCUCGGGGCCGCCGGCACCCAGGGCCCUCCUCGCGCGCGCUCCGGGGCGGCCUCCUGGGCUGACACCGCCUCUCCGGAGGACAUCCAUCUGCUGCCCCCAUCUUCCCCGGACACCUACUUGUCCCCACCUGACCUGCCAGCUCACCUCCCAGCUUUCCAGGGUCGAGGACGCUGCCCCCGCCCGCGGGUCGGAGGUGGAUGA
Rangifer tarandus platyrhynchus (Svalbard reindeer) is the source of this 573-nucleotide messenger RNA. NCBI's taxonomy places the organism in Eukaryota, Metazoa, Chordata, Mammalia, Artiodactyla, Cervidae. The record is from the annotation of a GenBank genome assembly.